AUGGAUAAAAAUCAAAAAAUUCUCAUUGUUGGCCCGGACGGAUCCGGAAAAACCCAAAUUGCAAAAUGGGCGACAAAAUUAUUUAAACAUCGUGAUGCUUACUUCAUGAUUUGCCAUCAAGAGAUGACAACAUCAGAUAUUGUUGGCUGCUACACGACAUCCAAAGAAAAAAUCGUUGAAUGGAAGGACGGACCUAUCGUAAAAGCAGCAAAAGAAGGUCGUGCACUGAUUAUUGACCAACUAGAGAAUGCUUCUCCACAAGUCAUCGAACGAAUCAAUCCAAUUCUCGAUGCUUAUUCAAAUGUUUUAUUAAAUAAGAAGACUGGAUCACAUAAUUCUACACGUUUCAGUGUAACAGAGUGUUUUGAAGGUCUUGAAGUCAGAAUUACUGAUCAUUUCCAGAUCAUUGCCACUGUUACAAAGAAUCAAUUAAAGAAUUUGUCUCCUGCAUUGAAAAAUCGAUUCACAAUUAUAGAAAUUGAUUUCCAAAUUGAUCCUUCAAAGGCACAGGAACAAGUUAAAGAACUUAUUAAUGCAUUAUUGGAAACAAAAAAAGGAAAUCAAAUUUCUUUCUCAGAAAAUCUCAUUAACGAAAUCAUAAAAAUAGAUGGUAUCUCUAAUAUAUCAAAGAUUGUUAAUGGAUUACGUAUAAUCUGUACAAAAUAUCCUAAUUUCAACUCAGAUUCCGCACAACGUGCAAUUUUUAAUGCUUUAAAGGAAAUUUACAUCGACCACAAGACACCAGAAUUGCAUGAAUCAAUCAGAGAAGUCAUUAUUAGAAAAAUAACAGGACCAACAACAGGUUUUUAUUUCAAAGAUUCUCCUCCACUUGAAAACAUUGUUUCAUUGAUUAUUUUGAUGCAAAACAUUGGCCAACACAUUGUUCUUCAGAGUGGAACAGGUUUCGAAAAGACCUCAGCAGCUGUUUCAUUGGCAAAAGGAUUGAAUUUCAAUGCCUAUAAAGUGUCUUUCAACGCAGAAACAAAAUUGUCCGAUUUGAUAGGAAACAUCACAAUUUCUCGUGGAAAAAGUGACAAUUCAAAAGGACAAUUACUAAAAGCAAUCAAAGAAGGAGGUUUCUUCAUAGCAGAUGAAGCAAAUCUCGCAGAAAUCAAUGUACUUCAAUCCAUCAUCAUAGCUCUAGAACAAAAACCAGGAGAAUCAAUAGAAAUUCCAUCAGUAGGAACAACAAUAAUCCAUGAAAAAUACUUUUUCAUCGUUUGUCAGAACGAUAACACGAUGUUUGGUCGGAAGCCAUUACCACAAGUACUUCUUAAACGUGUUGUUUGCUUUGAUUAUCCAUUCCCUAUCAACUCCAUCAAAGAAGUAAUCAAACUAAUUACUUCUGAAUACAAUUUGCCAUUAUUAACAAAUGCAUUGACAGAUUUUGUCAUAAAUAUCAACAAAAAAUUCCAAGAGGAUGACAAAAUCCGUCCAUGGUCAUUUAGAGAAGUCAGAAGGUUCUGCCGAAGAGUUAAAAAUUCUGAGCCUAUUGAGUUCCUCCAAAACAAUGAUGAAUGGAAUAAAAUAUCUUUUGCUCCAUCCGCAAUGAUGCAUGCAUUAUUUAUGUCAUGGAUGAUGUGUCCUGAUCCAGAAAAAUCAACUAAAACAAUUUGUCAAGUUGUUGGAGAAUCAUUUGGAUAUCCAGACAUCGAUAAAUUGGUCUCAAUAUUAUCUACAGAUGCAGUUCCUCAAGAUAACUAUGUAAUCAAAGGUAUUCUUAGAAUUAAAUCUGUUUUUAACAUUGAGAAUUCAAAGAGAGUUCCUGAAUCAAUUUCAUCAUUUUGGAAUGCAGUUUUCUUGGCUUCUUUAGUUCCUCCAACUGAUCCUUUAUUAAUUGUUGGAGAAUCAUCAUUCAAGACAUUUUUGGCAAAUUCAAUAACAGUUGAUCCAAGCCAAGUAACAUUAGGAAGUGAAACAACAACAGCUUCUUUAAUUGGCCAAGUUUCUUAUGUAAGACAACAGACAUAUGAAAGGAUUUUGCUUGAUUUACUUCAUACAAUUAUGAUUUCAAAUGAAAAAUUAUAUCCGAAAUUCACAGAUUUCAAAAAGAAUUUUGUCAGAAACAAAGAAAAUUUAGAUAAAUUAGUUGAAUUCACAAAACAAAUUGAUGUUCCUUAUCUCAAGAAAUCUGUUGAUUACAUCACAAAACAAUUAAUUGCUGAUAUACCAAAUACAGCGAUAGGUGAUUACACAACUGUUUUCAAACCUGGAUUAAUUACUCACUAUCUUUUCAGACAAUCUCCUAUAAUCAUCAAGAAUUUUUCAAAACCUCCAACAUCUGUUAUUGAAAGAUUCAAUGAAUUGUUAUCAAUAGAACCAGAAUUAACAUUAACUGAAGAUUACACGAACACAAUCACUCCAGAAAAAGAUAAAACUAUCAAAAUAAGUCUCGAUCAAAAUUCAAAAUAUAGAUUUAGAAUCAUUGCUUUGAGUUCUUUGAAUGAUUUUAAUAGGAUUUCUGAAGCCAUGAAAUCAAGAUUUAACAUCAUUUCUAUCAAACCAUAUACUGUUGCAGAGAAAAAGACAAUCACAGGAUUAUCUGAUAAAUAUGUUAAUGAUCCGAAAUUCCAUAUCCAUAAAUUGAUUUUGAUGAAAUCAAUCAUUGAUCAAAUCCAAACAAUUCAAACCAACAUUUUGAAUUCUUCUGAAGAAAUUCCUAAAGAAAAAUUAGAAGUACAAGCUGCGAAAAUCUUAGGAACAGAAAAUAAUCAAUGCGAAGAAUUCAAAACACCUUUGAAAAUAGAUGAUGGAUACUUGAAAUCAGAUAAUCCUUAUAUCCUUUCUUAUUCAGCUCCUUCUGUUGAUCCAACAAAUUCAAAUAUUGUUUUCACAAAAACAACACAAACAAUGUGUGUAAAGAUCUUCACAGCAUUGUCAUUAGAUAUUCCAAUCAUUAUUCAAGGACCAACAGGUACUUGCAAGUCAAUGCUUGCUGACUAUGUUGCGAGUUUGAUGAAAGAUUUCGCAAACAAUAUUCACGUGAUCAAAAUCCAGUUGUCGAGAUCAACAACUGUUGAAGAUUUGUUUGGAAGAAAUUCAAUCAAAGUUGAUAUAAACGGAAACAAAAUUUUCGAUUAUAUUCCAACAGAACUCUUCAAAGCAGCAAGUUAA
Messenger RNA from Trichomonas vaginalis G3, 3114 nucleotides. RefSeq names its product nuclear chaperone required for maturation and nuclear export of pre-60s ribosome subunits. Gene Ontology annotation, biological process: ribosomal large subunit assembly; rRNA processing. Gene Ontology annotation, molecular function: ATP hydrolysis activity; ATP binding. The transcript has a single exon. Gene Ontology annotation, cellular component: preribosome, large subunit precursor. The record is from RefSeq and is a predicted model, not a curated record. The coding region runs from base 1 to 3114 and encodes 1037 amino acids. NCBI's taxonomy places the organism in Eukaryota, Parabasalia, Trichomonadida, Trichomonadidae.